Mastomys coucha (southern multimammate mouse) is the source of this 2915-nucleotide messenger RNA. It is a transcript of the gene Rorc, whose product is annotated as RAR related orphan receptor C. Gene Ontology annotation, molecular function: zinc ion binding; RNA polymerase II cis-regulatory region sequence-specific DNA binding; nuclear receptor activity. Gene Ontology annotation, cellular component: nucleus. The coding region runs from base 106 to 1659 and encodes 517 amino acids. The record is from RefSeq and is a predicted model, not a curated record. Lineage: Eukaryota; Metazoa; Chordata; Mammalia; Rodentia; Muridae. Gene Ontology annotation, biological process: regulation of transcription by RNA polymerase II. The transcript is spliced from 11 exons.
ACGGGCCAGGUGCUCCCUCCCUCUUCCCUCCUCCCUCCCCUGGGCCCUGCUCCCUGCCCUCCUGGGCAGCCAGGGCAGCAAGGACGGCACCAAGGGAGCUACCCCAUGGACAGGGUCCCACAGAGACACCCCCACCGAACAUCUCGGGAGCUGCUGGCUGCAAAGAAGACCCACACCUCACAAAUUGAAGUGAUCCCUUGCAAGAUCUGUGGGGACAAGUCAUCUGGGAUCCACUACGGGGUUAUCACCUGUGAGGGGUGCAAGGGCUUCUUCCGCCGCAGCCAGCAGUGUAAUGUGGCCUACUCCUGCACUCGUCAGCAGAACUGCCCCAUUGACCGAACCAGCCGCAACCGAUGCCAGCAUUGCCGCCUGCAGAAGUGCCUGGCUCUGGGCAUGUCCCGAGAUGCUGUCAAGUUCGGCCGAAUGUCCAAGAAGCAGAGGGACAGUCUUCAUGCAGAAGUGCAAAAACAACUGCAACAGCAGCAGCAACGGGAGCAAGUGGCCAAGACCCCUCCAACUGGGAGCCCCGGAGCAGACACCCUUACAUACACUUUAGGGCUCUCAGAUGGGCAGCUACCACUGGGCGCCUCACCUGACCUGCCCGAGGCCUCUGCUUGUCCCCCUGGCCUCCUAAGAGCCUCAGGCUCUGGGCCACCAUAUUCCAAUACCUUGGCCAAAACAGAGGUCCAGGGGGCCUCCUGCCCCCUUGAGUAUAGUCCAGAACGAGGCAAAGCUGAAGGCAGAGACAGCAUCUAUAGCACUGACAGCCAGCUUUCUCUUGGAAGAUGUGGACUUCAUUUUGAGGAAUCCAGGCAUCCUGAGCUUGGGGAACCAGAACAGGGUCCAGACAGUCACUGUAGUCCCAGUUUCUGCAGUGUCCCUGAGGCACCAUAUGCCUCUCUGACAGACAUAGAGUACCUGGUACAGAAUGUCUGCAAGUCCUUCCGAGAGACGUGCCAGCUGCGACUGGAGGACCUUCUACGGCAGCGUACCAACCUCUUCUCACGGGAGGAGGUGACCAGCUACCAGAGGAAGUCAAUGUGGGAGAUGUGGGAGCGCUGUGCCCACCACCUCACUGAGGCCAUUCAGUAUGUGGUGGAGUUUGCCAAGCGGCUUUCAGGCUUCAUGGAGCUCUGCCAGAAUGACCAGAUCAUACUACUGAAAGCAGGAGCAAUGGAAGUCGUCCUAGUCAGAAUGUGCAGGGCCUACAAUGCCAACAACCAUACAGUCUUUUUUGAAGGCAAAUACGGUGGUGUGGAGCUGUUUCGAGCCUUGGGCUGCAGCGAGCUCAUCAGCUCCAUAUUCGACUUUUCCCACUUCCUCAGUGCCUUGUGUUUUUCUGAGGAUGAGAUUGCCCUCUACACAGCCCUGGUUCUCAUCAAUGCCAACCGUCCUGGGCUCCAAGAGAAGAGGAGAGUGGAGCAUCUGCAAUACAGUUUGGAGCUGGCCUUCCAUCAUCAUCUCUGCAAGACUCACCGCCAAGGCCUCCUCGCCAAGCUGCCACCCAAAGGGAAGCUCCGGAGCCUGUGCAGCCAACAUGUGGAAAAGCUGCAGAUCUUCCAGCACCUCCACCCCAUCGUGGUCCAAGCUGCCUUCCCUCCACUCUAUAAGGAACUCUUCAGCACUGAUGUUGAGUCCCAUGAGGGGCUGUCAAAGUGACCUGGAGGAAGGACAACUUUCUACUUCCUUCAGCCCUCUGACCUGCCUCCCUGGACUCCCUUUGCCCAGCCCUUUCCCUUUCUGCACUCUAUGAAGGGUGGUAUCCCUAGGAGUAAGCAAAUCCUAAGACUGGUUUCCUACCCCUAGGCUUGCCUGGUAGCACAACAGCAGCAAGUGAUUGAGGAAAGGCUUGUUACAUGUACUUCCCAUAAGUUCCACCCUGGCUUCUGGAAGCUGUGGGGUAGAUGGGAUAUAGGAUGACCAAGUCAAACAAACAAACAAAAAAACAGACCGACAAACAGCAGGGAUAAAUCCAGGUACCUGGGAUAAGGAGAACUCAAAUCUAGGCUCAAAAGCAAAUAAUAGUCCUUUCAAUACCUCAUUGUAUUUCCCCAUGGGCUCCUCCUGGGGAAGAUGGAUCUAGCUCAGAGACUGGUGGCAAGCACCCAGAAGGACCUGUAUAUAAUAAGAAUAUAGAUUCUUGAGACUUUCUGCCUUCCUUCUUCCUAGCUGAGACAUGUUGUUGGCCCCCCCCUCCCCUUUUCUGGGACCUAAAAUGUCUGAAUAUGUAAAGAAUGAGGGUGGGGUGAAGAGAAGGGCCCAGGAUAACUGUUUUAUAGGGUUUGGGAAUGGAGAAAGACAUCACUGGCAAAAUUAGAAUGGAAACCUCUUGUGUAUGCUUUAAAAGUCAAAUUUGUUAGCACAGUCUAAUCAGAGACACACAUCCGCACAGGUGGAGCACACAGCAGCUCUGCUUCCAGUGACACGGUUCUGUAGACUUUCCCUCUAGCACAAUCUCUUCCUUGAGGUUCUUAGGGGAAAGUCCCAAUCCACACAGGACACCAGAAUCCAUCCCAGCUCCAGCUGUCUCCUGUCCCAAGAAGUAUCCCUAAGAGAAGCAGAGGGCUGGAUGCUGACCAGCCAGAAACCCAAGGACCAGCGAAGGUGCCCUUGACUUCAUUCUCUAUAUGGUCUCUCUAUGAGGAAAGAGGGCAGCGCCAUCCCCUACUCUGUCCUGUGUGCUGCUGACGCCAGCGUGAGGGAGUGACUAGGAACAGGACAGGAACCUGUUUCCCCUUCCAUAAUCUUGCUCAGAAUUUCCUCUCGGUUUUGUAAAGCCGUAAUUCUCCUAGGAGGUAUACGCCGCAGAUGAGAGGGAGGAAGGGAAGUUUUUUUUCUUCUUUCCUCUCCGUGGAAGGGUUUAGCUAGUAAACAUAAUCCCAACCUGUGCCACUCUUUAUAAACCGAUUUCAAAG